This is a messenger RNA of Lasiosphaeria miniovina, 3113 nucleotides long. RefSeq names its product RNA12 protein-domain-containing protein. The coding region runs from base 153 to 2720 and encodes 855 amino acids. Lineage: Eukaryota; Fungi; Ascomycota; Sordariomycetes; Sordariales; Lasiosphaeriaceae. The transcript is spliced from 4 exons. The record is from RefSeq and is a predicted model, not a curated record. Gene Ontology annotation, molecular function: RNA binding. Gene Ontology annotation, cellular component: mitochondrial inner membrane.
GCAAGUCAUUCUGUCGCUAAGCCGCGGCCGUUACGGUGUGCGCCGUCAUUUGCCGGGACCUGCAUAUCCUACACGGUGUAUGACCGCAGGCUGUCCACCUUCGGUAGUUCAGCUGUCCGUCCCUGGUCAGGAUCGUGCUGUGCCAUGAGGAGAUGAUCCCGGCACGCAUUCUGUAUCGGCCGCUGGCUAGGCGGGGCGGCCUUGAGGCGUCAUCGCUCGCCGCGGCCCGUAUCGCCCAGCUCCGACUUCCACUCGCCCCGGGACACAACAGGCGAACAUCCCGGAGAUGGGAGACCACUGUCAGCACCGAGUACAAGGAGAGCGGGCAUAUCGCCGCCGCACCCCACGAGGCUAUUCUCUUUUUCAGCAACCUAUUCCCCAUGAGGCUCAGUCUCAUCACCUUCUUGCGCCCAUGGGAGAGCAGUCGCGAUGUCGCCGAUAUCCUCAAAAAGUUUGAAAACUCGUCUUUUGGCAUGCUCGAUCCCAUCAACAUGGUCAAGCGGGCUAUCCCUGAAGACGUUCCGAUCAAGGUCACGGAUAUUAUUCCCCGGCUCAAGGACGGCGGCGCGUUUGUGAAAUUUACCCAUCUAGGCGACAUGUCGGCAUCCCAGAUCCAAGACAACCUCGCCGACCUCCUGGACAAGAACCCAAUCCGGCCGUGGUUCAGCCUCUUCCGGGGCAUCAGAGUCGGCCUUGUUCAGGGCCGCCCAUGGCUCGAGGACCUCUACCGGUUCCCAAAGGGCCGCUUGAGGGUCGAGUUUGUGCCUGCUACUAACUCGGAGCCGCCUGCAGAUCUCUCCCAAGAGACGCUGUACAGCAUCUUUCGUCAGUACGGAAAGAUUAGCGACAUCUCUUCUCAAUCUUCCGAGUCCAAAGUCGUACCAAGGUAUGCCUACGUCGAUUUUUCCAUGGUCAGGGACGCCGUAAUGGCAAGGAAUUGCAUGCACGGCUUCAUUCUCCGCGAGGAGGGCAGCAAAACUGCAACCAAGUUGCGCCUGUCAUACGAGCAGCGUGUCAAGGCUCACCGCAUCUGGGACUGGGUUUCGAACCACCCACGGAUUGUCAUCCCCAUCGUUGCCGCCUUCUUGGCUGCAUUCACUGUGGCCGUGUUUGAUCCGAUCCGCGAGUACUUUGUUAAGGCCCACGUACAAAGGUCUUUUGAGUUCACCAACAGCAAGCUGUACAAAUGGUUCAAGCGUCAGGCGGACGAUAUUCGUGUGUUCCGUAAGCGGAGAAACGAGCACGAAGGCCUCAAUGCGCUAUUUACCCACCGCAAGGAUCUGAUUGACUCCAUACACGGCGCAUUGCUGGACUCGGUAGACACCUUUGUUGUCGUCCAUGGGCCGCGGGGCUCCGGAGGGAGGGAGCUUAUUUUAGACCAAGUUCUCCAAGGACGGAAGGAUGUUUUGGUCCUGGACUGCAAGCCGGUUGUGGAGGCCCGUGGCGAGGCUGGUCUCAUUGGGAACCUUGCCGGUCAGGUUGGGUAUCGACCCGUGUUCUCGUGGUCCAACAACAUAAGCAACCUCGUCGACCUCGCCAUUCAGGGGACGACGGGCGUCAAGGCUGGCUUCUCCGAGAACCUGGAAUCACAGGUCGUCAAAAUCCUCGAGAUUUCUGCCUCGGCGCUCAAGAGCGUUGCCCUGGACGGCAGAAAGAAGACGGACCCGGACGCGGACCUCUCGGAAGAUGCUUACCUCGAGGCCCACCCGGAAAAGCGAGCCGUCGUCGUCAUCGACAAUUUCUUGCACAAGAAUGAGGACAAAGCCAUUGUCUACGAUAAACUUUCCGACUGGGCUGCAGCUCUUGUGCAGUCCAACAUCGCUCAUGUCAUCUUCUUGACCAAUGAUACUUCGUAUUCGAAGUCGCUAUCCAAGGCCCUGCCAGAUCGCGUCUUCCACCAGGUCACACUAGGCGACUUGUCGCCCGUCGUUGCGAAGCAAUUUGUCAUCUCCCAGCUUGCCUUUCAGGAUGGCUUAGCAGAUACCGAAGGCGAGGAUGCAACCCCCAGCCCUGUCAUCACCGAAAAGCAGCGCCGGGAAGAUCUAAGAGAGCUGGACGAGUGCAUAGAGGCGCUUGGGGGACGUCUGACGGACCUGCAAAUCCUUGCGCGCAGGCUCAAAAUCGGCCAGACUCCCAAGAAGGCUGUUUCAGAAAUCAUCGAGCAGAGCGCGGCAGAGAUCUUGAGGAUGUUCUUGCUCACCAACAAGAAAACUGGCGAAGGAGACAAGAGCUGGUCGACAGAGCAAGCUUGGUAUCUGAUCAAGGAGAUAGGGGAGAAGGAGAGCCUCCGGUACAACGAAGUGCUGCUGUCCAACACAUUUGCUUCUUCCACCAGCCCUGGGGCUGCCAAUGCCGAGUCCGCCAUCGAGAGCCUGGCCGACGCCGAGCUCAUCACCGUCAAGUCGGUGAACGGGCGUCCCCAGACGAUUCGCGCCGGCAAGCCCGUGUACCAGUCGGCCUUCGCCAAGCUGCUGCAGGAUACUGUGAUCAAGUCCAAGAUGAACCUGGCGCUGCUGACAGAGCUCGCAAAGAUCGAGACCAAGAACAUUGACAAGGUCGAGACGGAGCUCAGCGUGCUCGCGAGCCUGCCGACUAAGCCCUACCAGACCACGGACCGGAUCAACUACCUGCUCGACAAGCUCCAGACUAGCCAGAAGAAGAUCAUGGCCUUUGAGAAGGACAUGGCGGGGCUGAAGAAGGUGCUGUCACAGGAGGCCUAAGGGCGGACAGCGAUGCUGUCGUAGAUAGUAUAGUAGGUCUAUAUACUUGGGGUGUGCUGGUAGUAUAUUUUGCGCUAGUCAGAAGCCUGCUUGUAUCGGUAUUGCGACUCCUCUCAGCGGACAGGCCUACAGACAUUGAACAUAGAUACCCUUCUUCGAUGUGAACAAUUUUAUUAGUUUUCUUGAAACGACUGACGUUCGAAUCUGUCUUCCUAAUGCGGGGCAGGAUGGUUUGAGCCUCGUUUUAUUUAGAUAUUUACCUUUCUUAUUUACCAUGUUAUCUUGGUUCGCCUCUGGCAUGAAAGGGGGAGGUGGAGACGAAGAAAAGCGAAAACAAUGUGGGACAAGCAGCUGCCAUUAACGAGCAGACGUCACCCCGUUCCACAGACCGCA